Molecule: messenger RNA, 543 nt
Organism: Sporothrix brasiliensis 5110
Lineage: Eukaryota; Fungi; Ascomycota; Sordariomycetes; Ophiostomatales; Ophiostomataceae
Exons: 2
Coding region: 1-543 (180 amino acids)
Biological process (GO): chromatin organization; regulation of DNA-templated transcription
Cellular component (GO): NuA4 histone acetyltransferase complex; nucleus; Rpd3S complex
Source: RefSeq, a predicted model, not a curated record
AUGCCGCCGAAGCAGGCCGCCGCGCCUUAUGCGGUCGAUGAGCGCGUCUUUUGCUUUCACAUGGACAUGCUGUAUGAAGCACGCGUCUUGGAUGUUCAGCAGGUGACUGGGACUGCCGCUGCUGAUGGCCAGCGCUGGCGCUUCCGCAUCCACUACAAGGGCUGGAAGAACACCUGGGAUGACUGGGUGCCCGCCGACCGCGUCCGCAAGUUCAACGACGAGAACCGCGAAUUAGCGGCACAGCUGCGCGACCAAGCCCGGCUUCUGCAGCAGCAGAAGAACGCCAAGGCCAAGAAGCCUGGACAGGGCCCUGGCGGUCCAGGUGGCUUGGGCGGUGGCGGUGGCCGGUCCAGUCUGACAGCCGCAGCGGCUGGUAUCGUUGGCGGCGGUCCUGGUGGGUCGGGCAGCUUUGGUGGUGGUGGCAGUGGUACGGGCACAGCAACGCCUGGCGAGCGCGGUGGUCUGAAGAACGGACAGGCGCUGGUUCCCUGGCACACGCACGCGGCCCACGGCGUCAACGGGACUACGACCUUGAACAUGUGA